Molecule: messenger RNA, 1662 nt
Organism: Pristis pectinata (smalltooth sawfish)
Lineage: Eukaryota; Metazoa; Chordata; Chondrichthyes; Rhinopristiformes; Pristidae
Gene: aurka
Product: aurora kinase A
Exons: 9
Coding region: 401-1657 (418 amino acids)
Biological process (GO): regulation of cytokinesis; protein phosphorylation; mitotic spindle organization
Cellular component (GO): spindle pole centrosome; spindle microtubule; chromosome passenger complex
Molecular function (GO): protein kinase activity; ATP binding
Source: RefSeq, a predicted model, not a curated record
AGCGGAGCGGUGGCUGGGUGGUUUGUGCGUUGAUGGUCGGUAAGUGGCCGGGCUUCGAGGCGAUGCGAUCUGGGCCCGAGUUUGAGGCAGUGCCGCCGCGCUGCCUGGAGGAGGCUGCGUGCCCCACAGCGGUGGGCUGGAGCUCUUGCCGCUUCUGCUCCCGUCGGGCUCCCCGCUUACCCUGGGCCGCCUUCGGCCUGCUGGCCCCUCGGCUUUGGGUGCAUUCACCGGGCCCGGACUGCGGCCGGGAGACGCCGCGCAACUGUGGCCACCGGACCUUUCUCCCUCGCUGGGUGCUGUUCCAUACCGGCCCCCUCAGCCCGUACUUGAACCGCCCGCUUGUCUUUUAUUAGUCAGACGUUGAGGCCACUGUCUGGAUCAGAGGGAUUUUUGAUUACAAAUGGAGAAGAAGCUAGCCACACAAGGAGGACAAGCUGGUGCUGGAAAGAUGGCAGCCUUGGAUGGUGCAAAGCGUGUCCUGGAAUCUCAGCGAAAUUUACAGAAUCAGCCACCCUCGAGGAACUUGCCAGCUCAACAAGUGGCACCUAUUUGUAAUGUGGGCCAGCAGCGUGCACCUCUUCAAGCACGGGUUUUGACUGCCAAUUCUGUUCCAAACAAGAGCCAGGUGCCAGCUGAUCAAGUAAAACAGACAAUGCCAGUACCUCCACAUUUGAAGCAGGCUGGCCAAAAAGUUGUUCAGCAAACUUGUGAACCUGCUAGAAAUCCAACCACCACGCAGCCUGCUGAGGUUCCAAAUGAUGGAAAAACUGCAAAGAAAUCAGUGGAUUGCCAAAAUGCAAGUGAAAAGAAAAAAAAACAGUGGUGCUUGGAUGACUUUGAAAUUGGUCGUCCACUUGGAAAAGGUAAAUUUGGAAACGUGUACUUAGCCCGUGAACGACAGUCCAGAUUUAUCUUGGCAUUAAAAGUGCUUUUCAAAUCUCAACUUGAGAAAGCUGCUGUGGAACACCAACUCAGAAGAGAAGUGGAAAUUCAAUCACAUCUCAGGCAUCCCAAUAUUUUAAGGCUAUUUGGUUACUUCCAUGAUGCUUCCAGAGUUUAUUUGAUCUUGGAGUAUGCUCCUCGUGGUGAACUUUACAAAGAGCUGCAGAAAUGCGGAAAGUUUGAUGAUGGACGAAGUGCCACGUAUAUGUCUGAGCUGGCUGAUGCCCUUGUAUAUUGCCAUUCAAAGAAGGUGAUUCAUAGGGACAUUAAGCCAGAAAAUUUGCUGCUCGGAGCAAAUGGAGAACUGAAGAUUGCAGAUUUUGGAUGGUCUGUGCAUGCUCCAGCAUCUAGGAGAGCAACAUUGUGUGGUACCUUGGACUAUCUGCCACCAGAGAUGAUUGAAGGAAAAAUGCAUGAUGAGAAUGUUGACCUUUGGAGCCUUGGUGUUCUGUGCUAUGAAUUUUUAGUAGGCCGUCCUCCAUUUGAAGCAGCGGAUCGUCAAGAAACCUUUUGGAGAAUUUCUAAAGUUGACCUUAAGUUUCCAUCCUUCGUAACAGAGGGGGCAAAGGAUCUAAUCAGUAGAUUGCUUAAACACAACCCCAAUCAACGGCUAGCACUGAAAGAAGUACUUGAACAUUCAUGGGUGGUUAAAAAUUCCACUAAACCAGCCACUCAUAAAAAGGAGCCUUUGCCUUCAUCUAAUCCCAAUCCUUAAACCAG